This is a messenger RNA of Ustilaginoidea virens, 1056 nucleotides long. RefSeq lists its product as uncharacterized. The record is from RefSeq and is a predicted model, not a curated record. Gene Ontology annotation, biological process: protein import into peroxisome matrix. Gene Ontology annotation, cellular component: cytosol; peroxisomal matrix. Bases 1 to 1056 code for a protein of 351 amino acids. Gene Ontology annotation, molecular function: protein binding. NCBI's taxonomy places the organism in Eukaryota, Fungi, Ascomycota, Sordariomycetes, Hypocreales, Clavicipitaceae. The transcript has 3 exons.
AUGGCUGCCAUGCUCGAGUUCCGCACCCAAGGAUACAAUCCCUACGCAGUCAAGUACUCCCCGUACUACGAUUCGCGCAUCGCCGUCGCCACCUCGGCAAACUUUGGGAUUGUCGGCAACGGCCGCGCGUUUGCGCUAGGGCUCACGGCGCAGGGAGUCCGAGUCGAGAAGACUUUCGAUACAAACGAUGCGCUGUACGACUUGGCGUGGUCGGAGAUUAACGACAAUCAAUUCAUCGUGGCUUGCGGCGACGGCUCGUUGAAGCUGUUUGACCUUGGCGUCGAUGACUUUCCCGUCAUGAACUUUCACGAACACAAAAGAGAGACCUUCUCAGUCUGCUGGAACCCCGUCUCCAAGGACACCUUCAUUUCCAGCUCGUGGGACGGAACGGUGAAAAUUUGGUCGCCAACCCGUGCCCACUCGCUAAAAACGCUGCCUGUCGGCAACUGUACGUACAGCACUUCGUUCUGCCCAUCGAACCCAGCCUUGGUCUCAGCCGUCUCCUCCGACUCCCACCUCCGAAUCUACGACCUCCGCACUCCUUCCUCCGCCAAGUAUCACCUCGUAUCGACCAUCCCGAUACACGCCGCCGGUGCACGACCAGGCGUCAAUCCUGGCCUCGCAGCCGCAAGUCAACCGGCCGAAGCCCUUACCCACGACUGGAACAAAUACAACGAUGCCAUUGUUGCCACCGGAGGCGUCGAUCGCAUCAUCCGCACAUUUGACAUUCGCAACCCGACAACAGGCCCGCUUUCGGUAAUGCAUGGCCACGAAUAUGCCAUCCGUCGUUUGGCUUGGAGUCCUCACGCGAGUGAUGUCCUCCUCAGCGGAAGCUACGACAUGACUGUACGGUUGUGGAACGAUGGCUCGGCCCAGCCGUCAGGGCCCGUGGCAGGCGCAAAGCCAGGAGUCCAACUGGGCGUCAUGAACCGACACACAGAGUUCGUCACAGGCGUUGAUUGGUGUCUGUUUGGUGUUGGAGGGUGGGUCGCCUCUGUCGGAUGGGAUGAAAGAGUGCUUCUUUGGGAUUCAAACAUGUUGAUGGGCCCGAGGUGA